CAAAAAUCCACAUGAUGAAGUUUCAUUAGAACGUAAGCUUUCAGGUCACAAGGCGUCUUGCCUAAGGCAUAAUUAUUAAGGUUUAUGCUCAUCAUAAAAGAUAAAGUAACGCAGCCUUGCAAACGUUUUCGGCAAGUAAUUUCCACUUGCUUCUAGCUAGAGAUAUCGCCUUCUCUUCCGCAGUGUUUUGUGCUGUCAUUUUUGUUAAGUUUCUAGCCACGUUCACGCAUUAACUUCUUUAGUUGAAUAAACAAUUACUUAUUGGGCCAUGCUCUGUCAAGUUUCUUAUCUAGGGGACCUAUAUAACAUAGUGUGCUUAUGUGCAAUAGUAGAAUAUUGGAUGUGUAAUUGAUGUAUUUUAAAUACGUACUCCCUUCCAUCUUAAAUUAUCCGUUUUAAAUUGAGAUGACAUAUUGAUUAAAAAAAAUAAUUAAUAACAUGAGCAGUUCACCAUAGUAAACCUAUUAAAUGAUGUUUACAUUUUAAUUUGAAGAAAAAAUAAUUAAUGCAAAGGAUAAAUAUGAAAAAAAAAAUUGUCUCUUCUUAAUUAAUGAAAAAAGAUAAAUAAAAUAGAAAAUCAAAUUAGAAAAUUUGAGACGAAUAAUUUAGUGGGAAGGAAGUAUAUUAGAAGUUAUAGAUCCGCCUUAGAUCUCAUACCUUGAUAAGUUGACUUUGCGGACAGACUUCAGAUGCUGGAAUUUCCAUGUGAUUGCCGUAGUUGGUGACGGCGCAAGAUAAGCUGAUACCGCACUACAUUCACAACUCAUUUUUGUGCACCAAUUUUAUUGUAGUAUUUCAUAAGACUUGAGCAAUCAAAAAAAGAUUGUUCCCCUGCCAAUUAGAUCACUAUAAAUAUAUUCCCAACCUCUAUAUUCACCACACAUUCAACUUAAACAUCUUUUAACACGACAAAUGGAGGCGUCUAGUUGCAAAAGCUUGAUUUUUCUCCUUUUUGCAGUUGUUUUAUUCAUCUCACAGACACAGCCGCUAGUCACAGCUGCCAAAGACUCUGGUGGGCAAGCCAACACAAACUUUGUCAGAAAAAAAUGCAGCAUCACCACAUACCCUUCACUUUGCCUGAACAAACUAAUGCCUUAUGCGUCAUCGGUGAAAGCCAACUCCACAAAGCUCUGCAAAGAAGCCCUUAAUGUAGCAACAAAAGGUGCACGAGAUGCCUCUAUCAUUGUCUCGAAUCUGAAAAAACAGAAGGGAAUUUCAAAAUAUGAAGCCGCGGCUAUUAAAGACUGUAUAGAAGAUGUGAAGGAUGCAAUGUACGAAUUCAAGCGGGCUAUUGAGGCAAUGGGACAUCUGGGUGAUGGAGAUAAGGAAUUUCAAUUGUCUAAUGCAAAAACGUACGCAAGUGCAGCUAUAACAAACGCAGACUCGUGCACUGAUGGGGUCUCCGAUAACCGUAAAGUAAAUCCAAAAGUGAAGGAUGCGAUAAAUAGAAGUAUGGCGGUUAUUAUCAGACUUGGCAGCAAUGCCUUGUCACUCAUUAACCAUGUUUAUGAAUACUGAAUAGUGGAAUACUGUCACUUUGUAUUGAAAAAGUGAUAUCCAUCUUAUUGCUAUAAUUAACAUUGACUUUUAGUAGCA
This is a messenger RNA of Capsicum annuum, 1596 nucleotides long. Its product is annotated as pectinesterase inhibitor 4. Gene Ontology annotation, molecular function: enzyme inhibitor activity. Gene Ontology annotation, biological process: negative regulation of catalytic activity. NCBI's taxonomy places the organism in Eukaryota, Viridiplantae, Streptophyta, Magnoliopsida, Solanales, Solanaceae. Bases 913 to 1518 code for a protein of 201 amino acids. The transcript has a single exon. The record is from RefSeq and is a predicted model, not a curated record.